CGCUUCGUCUUCAAUCUGCCGCCGGACUCCUCGGUCACUCCCCCGUCCCCCCCUCCUCCCGCCUGGGUCCAUCCUACAUGAAGGGGAGCAGCCUGCCGCCGCUUACCGCCGCUCAAACGUGGAGGGAAGGACACGGAGAGCGACGCUCGUCGCUGACUGCGCGGGGUUAUUGUUAGUCUGGUGAAAUUUACGGCUCUGUCGACAUAUUUAGUGCAUCUUCCCUCAGCGCUGGACCGACAGGGAGGGACUGUUUGUUUCUCCAGGAGCCUCCAGGAACAGAGUCGGCAGUUUGAAGGACAUUGAAGUGUGAGAGCAAGGGCCAGUCAAGACGAGUGUGAGCCCCUGGACCUUUUCAAGGAAGCAGCAACGUUGGCAUUCUCACCUGUAAGAGGAAGGAAUGAAACCGGAUGGGGAUACCAUGGAAACCACGGAGCCCACCGAAGCCGCAGCAGUAGCAGAGCCUUCGUCAUUGCAGGACAACAUAACAGAGCCAGCCCCAUCGCAACCAGAGGAAGCUGCAAGUGAUGCAGCACCUGCGACGGCUCCGAAGGCCAGUGGCAAGCCAGUGGCAGCAGAUGCCAAAGUCAAACCAAAAGCCGUUGCAACUAAAACACAGCCCACAGCUAGAUCUGCAGGGGCCUCUGGGUUGCGGCCAGGUACUGCCUCACACCGCACGGUGAAUGACGUCAAAUCCUCUAACAAUGUCUCUGCAGCUGCAGCCAAGAAAACGACAACUACAGCAAAACCAUCCGCAGCGGGAGCUGUACCGAAAAGGCCGGUGGGUGUAGCAGCAGUUUCUUCAACUGUCAAGAACCAAACUAGAGUGCCUGACAAGAAGCCUGUUGGAUCGGCUAGGGCUACCUCUGUUGCUUCUGCCACAGCAACAAAUGGUUCCAAACCAACAACAGUGAAUGGCGUUACUAAGAAGAGACCACCAGCUGAGACUGUUAAUGUAGCCAGACCCAAAACCACAGCUAUUGCCAGCAGAGCAGCGGUGUCCACUGCCCCAAAACCCAGCACUUCGACCAAAACCGCGGAUGGUGCCGCCGCCUCAAAGACCACCAGGCCUGCUACAGGUCCCUCAACAUCUCGACCUGCAUCUGCUGCAGCAAGGCCCGCCUCAGCUACAGUCAAGCCCUCCACCACUGCAAGCACCAAAACCUCUGCUUCUAGAGUUACCACAGCACCCUCUACUGGCAGGACCACAGCAGCACAGCCUCCCAGAACUGCUGCUCCUAAGAAAGAUGUCAGUCGCCCACCUUCUGCUGCAGUGGCAAAGAAACCUACAACAGCUACAACAUCCACUGCCACCAAAAAACCUGAACCCUCUCGACCCAUGGCCGCCGUAAAGUUCAGCUCUGCCUCCAAAUCCUCCACAACAGCGAAGGCAGCAGACCCCAAGGUGUCACAGCCCAAAACUCCCACACCUGCGAAAUCAACUCCCACAAGGAAACCUGUAGCUGCUGUUCCGUCUGUUGCCCGUAACAAACAGCCCCUUGGUCGAACCCCGCCUGCCUCUCCAGCCAACAGACCUGCUAACAGCAGCACCCCUCAGGCAAAACGUGGAACCAAACCCACACAGGCUGUCCCACCUUUCACUACUGGCAAGAAGACAGGGGUCUCAAAUACGACCAAGCCUGCUGUAGAAGCACAGAUUGCUGCUGGUGCAGCAGUAGUAGCUGCCACAGCAGUGACUGUGCUGGCAGAAAUGGGCGCUUCAGAGUCCUUCCCACAAGUACCAUCCCCUGCUGCCCCUGCACCAGAAGAGGUCCCUCCCUCAGUCGUGGCCCAGGAAACCAAGUCUCAAGAGACUGCUCAAACACAUGCUGCUGCUUCAUCUCCUCCACAAAGCCCUGUUAGGACAGCCGUACCCCAAACAUCUCCACCCCAGGAGGCGGUAGAAAGCAGUGCUUCCUUACUAACCACGCAGGAGCCGACCCCUGCCCCAGCUGAGCCUACAUUACCACCAGUGGCCUCUCCUCCAGAUAUAUCAGAGGAGCCUGUUUACCUGUUAACAGACCAAGCCUCCUCCACAUCUACAGCCCUCCCAGCAGCGACAAAUGCCAUCCCUCUGGCAGUUUCUCCUACCAAUUUAAAUGAGGAGGAGGAUGAAGAGGAGAGGGAGGGAAGCCAGUUGGUUUCUGUGUCUGAAAUGAGUGGAACCACACAGCCCACAGAGGAGUCUCGUCCUGGGUCGGCGGGACCAGCAGGAGGGUCUGCUUGGAGGGCUGGUGGCGCCUUGCUUUCUGAGCUGGACUCUGAGGAAGUAAGCGGCAGCCAGCAGGGUGCGUCUGAGCUGAGUGCCCCUGGUGUACUGGAGGGCACAGAGAGCAUGGACGAUCUGGGAGACGGCAGUCUCAAAGGAGCCAUUGACAUGGAAGGAGCCUCAGCUGGUUCACCUGACUUUGAAAAAGUUCCUGACAUACCAGUGAAUGACUUUGAUGAGGACGAUGAUGAGGACGAUGAUGAUGAUCGGGUGUGUGACAUGGAUGUGGGCUCAGAGCGGGCAGAUGAACCGCAGAGACCCAGGCAUGACAAUGAUGUGGAUGAUGAUGAGGAGGAUGAAGAUGUGGAGAUGGCUAGUGAGGGGGUGACAGAGAGUGGGCUGGAAAGCUAUGGGAAUGCAGAUGAGGACGACUUUGCUGAGGAUGAAAGGUUGGACAACUUGAACAGAGUGGCUCAGCCCCCACCUCCCCCUCCUGUGCUGCCCUCUGCCCCAGCUGCUCAGUGGGACCAACCAAACCCCUUUGCUGAUCCUUGGGCAGAACCUCUGCAGCCACAGCAGGUUCUUGAGCACAUCCCCCAGCCUGCACAGGUGGCAGGAGCGGCUGCAGCUAGUCCUUUGGCAGACCCCUGGCAAGCAGACACUGAGACUCCAACUCAGUCCCCAGCCCAAGCUUGGCUAGAACUAGGCUCUGCUUCUUUUAUUCCUGAAAACCAAGAAGUUCCCCAUCAUUCCUUUGUCAAAGAUGAGCCACAAAAUCUAGAGGCCCAAAUGUACAUGGACCAGUCCAGCCCAGCCCCAGUGCAGACCCUCGUCCCAGCUCUCCUCUCUGCCCCAGGAAUGUCUCUUUCAAGCACCCUGAGCAGCGAGACCAGCACGCCAGAGGAACUCUAUGACUACAAUCAAGACGGGAGGCUGCAGCCUCAAGAUGUGCAAGCCCAGAUGCUUUCCCCACAGCCUGACCUGGACUACCAGGACAUGGGCAUGUACUCAGAGAGAGGAGACGGGGAAGGAGAGGAGGAAGCUGAGGCUGAGACGCUGCCCGCUGAUGAAGUCCUGGGUGGCCCUGCAACUGCCCCCACUUCCAACCCCUCCUCAUCCUCAGUAACAGAAGACGAGGCCAGCGACACAGAGGGAGAGGCUCAGUUGGAUGACUCCUUGGAGACUCCAGCAGUCUGUCAGACAACCUUUGACACGCAGCCUUCAGCCCAGCGCUGCCUGUCCACCGUGGAAGAGGGAGAGGAAGCUGACAUGGAGGAGGUGAUAGGUGGCGCAGGCGAAGACACCACACCACCUUCAGCUACAUCGUUGGCGUCAUACGGCUUUGACACCAUGACCACAGCUUCAAACUCCAACGCCCACUCCACAGGGGAGAGCUGUAUCAAGAGCCCUGGAAUCUUCUCCCUGGAGGAGCUGCCCGAGGAGGCUAAGGAGCCCUUUCUCAUCCCGCAACCUCACACCGAGCCAUGCACUGCAGAGCAGCAGUACAUCGAAUGCGGGAAGCAGGAAGCGGAGCCCGCUGAGCAUGUCAAGGAGGAAGCACCAGGGCCUGAGGAAGCCCUGGACCCCUCGUCAACUCUAAGCACUUUGCAGCAACCUGAGGAAAACCCAGAUGACAUCCAGCCUCCCUACUAUUCUGCUAUCUGUGAAAAGACUGAGAACUCUUUUGCAGGCUUCACUGCACUACCGCACCCUCACCGCCGCGAUCACUCUGCAUACCCCAGAACCUACUGCGACAUCGUCAAACCUCUCGUCGCUGCCGUCGCCCCACCGAAGCUGACCUGUGCCGACCUUCCGCCCAGGAACCUCGGCCAGCAGGCGCUGAGCCCCCAGCUCCGCCGGCUGGAGCAGCACCAGAGACAGCUGCAGCAGAUGCAGCAACGCAGACAGCAACAGAGCCAACCGCUUGAGGAGGCGGAGCAGGAGAGGAAAAGGAGGGAGGAAGAGGAGCAGAGGAGGAAGAAGGAGGAGGCCGAAGAAGAAAUAAAAAGGAAUAAGGAGGAGGUGGAGAGGAAGGUCCGAGAGCAGGCAGAGGUGAAGAAGAAGGAAGAGGAGGAGGAGCAGAGGAGAGACCUUGAACUACAGCUGCAGCAGCAACAGCAGGAACUGAAGGAAAGGCAGCAAAUCAUACAGUGGCAACAAGAACUGCAACAGUCCAAUAAAGGUCAGACAGUGCUGCUGUCCCCUUCCUCUGGCCUCUGCACCAUCUAUGAGGCCCUGGAGAAUAGUGAUGACGAUGAGGCUGAAGAUGAAGAGGAGGGAAUAAAGGAGCUCGCUAAAGAGAAGGACGAGCUCAGACAGGAGACGUCAAAUGAAGAGUUGGAUGACUGUGAACAGGUGAUAUCAGAUGGAGACAAACAUCAAGACUCUUCGCCGUCCACCGAGAGUCCUCCUCCUCUCCGAGACUCCCCUCAGACAUCCAGCAACCCCUCCCAAGAUGGAGACAGCUCCUCCCCUUGCCCUCCCGAGUCUCCAGAGCGGCCCCCACCCCUGGACCUGGACUGGGGGAAGAAAGUGGACAUAGUCCAGCAGCUGAUCAAUCAGACACUGCUGCUGAACAGAGAUGGAUGCUCCUCUCUGCUGCUUCUACCGGGGGGCGCAGGAGGUACACUGAGCCCCCUGGAGAGCAGCCUGUGGCCCAGCCUGCUGCCUCCACUCACCCCUCCCUCUGCCACCGUCACCUCUGUCAGUAGUUUCUCCCCAGAGGCCACUGGGAGCUCCCCACAGGGAGAAUGGACAGUGGUAGAGCUGGAGACACAUCACUGAGGGAUUUCACUCACACACACCGAGUACAACAUCUGUUAAACAUCAACACUCAUACAGGGAAGAUGACACAAGUGCUGUCUGUUUGUGCGCACACACACACACACGAUAAUUCACAACAAAGGCACACAGCAAAUAAGGUGAUGGACACAUGUAUGCAGAGCAGCCCACAUUUGCUGUGCUAUUAUUAUACACAGUGAAGCAACGUUAUUAAACAGCUGUACAGACUGAGGUAAAUCUUGUGGGGAACAAUGCAAUAGCUAGGAGUAGUUCUUAGAUAUUGAUACACAUCAGAAUAUCUCCUCAAGAAGAUAAACUACAUCACAUUGUUGAUGCUCGUGUCAUUCCCAAGUAUUUUACAAAGAUAAACUGAGAGAAGUUGAGUAAAAUCCAUGAUAGGAUCAAAAAGAUGGACAAUAAACCAUACUUAUACACUGCCCAGCCCUGGAGGUCCAACCACACACUUUUGGUGCUGUAGAUCAGUGGUUCCCAACCAACAAGGGUAUUUUAUUUUUCAAGCUUUUCUCUAAUCUGUCCCUUUUAAACUACUGAAACUACCUAUUAGGCCUAAGCACUCAAAUGUAGCAAUCUGAGGAAGGAAUAAUUAGUCAUAAGUAGAUCUGGUCACAACCUAUAGACAGAUCCAACGUGUUUGGGGCCAUAUCGUAAAAAGGUUGGGAACCACUGCUGUAGAUUAAUUUGAGAGAGGCAGGGAUUUCUAACUGUACUGUAAAAACAAAGCACAGAAAACACAGAUCAGUUCAGUUGAUUGCAGUUUAUCCAAGCAUUUGCUGUUAAGUCAUGCAAAAAAAGGCAGAAGAAAACACAUGGUUGAAAAUUCUUGCCCUGAAUCAAGACUCUCAGGUAGUGCUUACUUUAGGUGAGCUACCACUCCCAACAAACUAAAUGGUUAGAUUUAGUACAUAGAAAGUUGAAAAUUGGAUUAAGGUCAAGGUAAGUCAAGUCAGUAAAGCGGGUCCUAUGUGUAUGUAGACCAGCAGCAGGGGCGGGGUUUUAAGUUCUCCCAUUCUGUUUAUUCAGGUAAAACGUUCUGCAUGCAACCUCAAUACUGUACCAACUGAACCAACUGAACUGUAUCAAGAAUAGUCAAGUGUUUAGUCAUAUUCUUCGGCAUGGGUACUUAUUCUUUAAUCAGAUUUGUCCUGAUUUAAAAACAAACGUCAGACUAGCUUUUAAUUUAAUGCUGAUGUACUGAGUAGUUUAAUAUAUUUUGGCAAAUUAAAUGAACAUUUCUGUUCCCCAAAUUAACACAUUGUAGAAGCAAUGACAUUGAAACCCAGGCCUAGUUUUUAAUUAAUUUAUUUUUAGUUGGCCUUAAAGCACAAUUUUAGUAUACUGUGUGUACAAUAAACAUACUGGAAUCUACCUGUACCUGUACAAGGUAAAACUUUCAUCUUAUAAAGUAAACUACCUCCAGGUUGCUAAAACUCCCAAAUUUACACCAAA
Messenger RNA from Epinephelus lanceolatus (giant grouper), 6454 nucleotides. RefSeq names its product proline rich 36a (gene prr36a). The record is from RefSeq and is a predicted model, not a curated record. NCBI's taxonomy places the organism in Eukaryota, Metazoa, Chordata, Actinopteri, Perciformes, Serranidae.